UAGCUGCACGGCAAGGGUGUGGUGAUAUUAAUUGAAACUCUUGCUUUAGUGACAUAUACUCGAUGGUCGGUCUCACAAAAGUGUUGUGCUCGUUUAUUCACAAAUAAAAUCGAUAGUUAGUUUGCAUAGAAUAAAACACCAAAACAAUCCAUUAUUUUAUACAUAUCAUUCCCAAUUGUAUUCUUUUUUUUAUUUUCUAAUAAAUAACUUGAGCUGUGUACUUUAAAACAAUAAAUAAAUAAAUAUUAUAGUUUAUAAUAUUUCGUAAAAAGAAAACGAAAAAUUAAAGGUGCGAAAACAAAAUGUGGAAAAUUUGUUUAUUGAUCGCAUUGUUGCCGUUGGUGUGCUAUGGCCAAAGAACACCAUCCAUUUCAUACAUAACCCAAGAACAGAUAAAAGAUAUUGGUGGUACUGUUGAAUUAGAAUGUUCUGUACAAUAUGCACAAGAUUAUACGGUUUUAUGGGUGAAAAAUAGCCGUGAACGUAUCGAUCCCGUAUUUUUGUCAAUAGGCAGCUCUUUAGUCAUUCGUGAUUCACGUUUUGCAUUACGUUAUGAUCCGUCGUCAUCAACCUAUACGCUACAAAUUAAAGAUAUCCAAGAAACUGAUGCUGGAACAUAUCAAUGCCAAGUCAUCUUAUCGGUGAACAAUAAAAUUUCGGCCGAUGUGGAUUUAUCGGUGCGUCGACCGCCCGUUAUUUCCGAUAAUUCAACACAAUCACUUGUCGUUUCGGAGGGCAAGCCCGUUGUUAUGGAAUGCUAUGCAGGCGGAUAUCCACAUCCAACGAUCACUUGGCGUCGCGAGAACAAUGCCAUUUUACCAACUGGUGGUGCAACAUAUACUGGUUCAAUUUUGAAGAUAAAUUCAGUUCGAAAGGAAGAUCGUGGUACAUAUUAUUGUGUUGCUGACAACGGUGUAAGCAAAGGUGAUCGUCGUAACAUUAAUUUGGAAGUUGAAUUUGCUCCAGUUAUCACGGUUCCACGACCCCGACUUGGUCAAGCCUUGCAAUACGAUAUGGAUUUGGAAUGUCACAUUGAAGCGUUCCCAUUGCCGGCAAUUGUAUGGCUUAAAGACGAUAUUCAAUUAUCAAACAAUCAACAUUACAGCAUUUCACAAUACGCAACGGCCGAUGAAUUUACCGACACCACAAUUCGUGUGAUUACCAUUGAAAAACGACAAUAUGGCGAUUAUAUUUGUAAAGCCGUCAAUAAAUUGGGUCAAGCUGAAGCAAAAGUUCAUCUAUUCGAAACGGUCAUUCCAGUUUGUCCACCGGCUUGUGGGCAAGCCCGUUAUGGUUCGGCUGAAAUUGUUACACCAACAACAGCUGCCAUUCUUUUGACCGCUCUGAUAGUCACACUCUUCAGAUAAACACCAAUACAACAAGGCGACAUGGAGUCAAAAUUGAUUUACAACAUUCCAAUAACAAUUAACGUUUAGUUUUAACCGAUUUUUUUAAAAGUAAUCUCUGUAUAUGUAAUCUCAAUCAGUUUGAAUUGGCACAACAGAAUCUCAAAUUUGAUCAUUAAUGAUCAAAACACAAUAACGAUUUUAAAACAAGUUGGUACUCUUACAUACAUACGUCGUACGUCUUACGAUUAUGUCCCGUCCAUUUUUUUCUCUAUACAAGUAGCAUAUUAGUCUCACAUCACGAUGUCAAUGAAUUAAUUGAGAUUCAUUAUAGUGACAAAAUGUUGAAACCAAUUCAUCACAAAAGCAAACAAUAAUGAAAAGAAAAAGUCAAUCAAAAAUUAUUUUAAAUUGCUAGAACGACUGCCUUCCCUACGUGCCUGCUCACGUAUGUAAAUGUGGCAAAUUUUUGAUACGCAUUUUUUUAACCGAUAAAAUAAAAUUAGCGUUAAUACUAUAACAAAAGAUGUAUAUUGUUACCGUCCGUUGUUGAUAUUAACAUUCUAAAUAGGUUGAUUAUCGUAAACUACAUAAAAAAUGACUCCAAACGUAUCUCCCGUCCCGAUACUUAGAUUUUACGUUCAAAUCGGUUUUUUUUUUUCAAGUACAAGUCUUUUUUUUUUUUAAACCAAAUCAAAAUUACGCAGCUAAUUUUCUUUUACAGACAUUUUUUUAGUAUGUAAUAUACAGUUUAUAUUGUAAGAAAUUGUAUAAAAUAAAGGACUUGAUAGAAAUCAAAUCAGAA
Molecule: messenger RNA, 2151 nt
Organism: Contarinia nasturtii (swede midge)
Lineage: Eukaryota; Metazoa; Arthropoda; Insecta; Diptera; Cecidomyiidae
Gene: Lac
Product: lachesin
Exons: 2
Coding region: 303-1367 (354 amino acids)
Cellular component (GO): neuron projection
Source: RefSeq, a predicted model, not a curated record